UUAUUUAUACUGCCAUCUACGCCUCGAACCUUGCUGAGGAGCGAACUGAUCUAUGGGUGGAACUAAUAAAUCUGCACACUACUCUGAUGUUGGACUCAAAGCCUUGAAUGCUUGGGGGUGACUUCAAUCAAAUUCUUUUCCCCUCUGAGCACUCCUUGAAUUUUGACAACCACAGCCCUUCUCAAAUGUAUGAAUUCAGAGACUGUCUGGUUCAACUAUGGAGAUGUGAUUUUAGUGUUGUUAUUGCAGGUUCACAAACAACCAUGCCAUAUUGUUUACACCGAUUAUCGGCCAACUCCGCUUCAGCACUAUGUCUUUCCUGCCGGAGGGAGUGGCCUUUACUUGGUUGUGGAUGAAAAGGCUAAAUUCCAUGAGGAUAGCUUUCAAAAAUCUCUUAACGCACUUGUUCCUGCUAAUGAUGGUGACAAGAAAAGAGAAAAUGGGAAAUCUCAAAAGGGCUUGAUACUUGGAAAACUUGGUGAAGAAAGUGAUAUCUUCAAAUUGGUGAAAAUGAUUAUUCAGCGCCAGUAUGAUCCCGUGAUUUUGUUCAGUUUCAGCAAAAAGGAAUGCGAGGCACUUGCUAUGCAGAUGUCUAAGAUGGAUUUAAACAGCGACGAUGAGAAAGACUCCGUGGAGACAAUCUUUACUAGUGCCAUCGAUAUGCUUUCAGAUGAUGAUAAGAAGCUACCUCAGGUGUCAAAUAUUUUACCCAUCUUAAAACGUGGUAUCGGCGUUCAUCAUUCGGGCUUGCUUCCAAUUUUGAAAGAAGUAAUUGAGAUAUUAUUUCAAGGUCUGAUUAAGUGUUUGUUUGCAACAGAGACAUUUAGUAUUGGAUUGAACAUGCCAGCAAAGACGGUUGUGUUUACAAAUGUACGCAAGUUUGAUGGAGACAAGUUCCGGUGGCUAUCUAGUGGAGAGUACAUUCAAAUGAGUGGUCGCGCUGGACGUCGAGGUGUUGACAAACGAGGUAUCUGCAUCCUCAUGGUGGAUGAGAAAAUGGAACCCGCUGUUGCUAAAUCAAUGCUCAAAGGAAGUGCUGAUUCUUUGAACAGUGCCUUCCAUUUGAGCUAUAACAUGCUUCUAAAUCAGUUGCGGAGUGAAGAUGGUGAUCCUGAGAAUCUUCUUAGCAAUUCUUUCUUUCAGUUUCAAGCUGACCGUGCUAUCCCGGAUAUCGAGAAGCAAAUAAAAGCCCUGCAAGAAGAGAGAGACUCUAUGGUUAUUGAAGAAGAAGAAAGCUUAAGGAAUUACUAUAACCUGAUUUUGCAGUAUAAGAGCCUGAAGGAGGAUAUACGUGAAAUUGUGUUCUCUCCGAAGUACUGUUUACCCUUUUUGCUGCCGAACAGAGCUGUUUGUCUCGAUUGCCCAAGUGAUAAUGGAGAGCAACAAUCAUUCAGCAUUGAAGACCAGGAUGCGUGGGGAGUGAUAAUGAAAUUCAACAAAGUCAAAAGCUUAUCUGAAGAAAUUCUUACCGUAGAUGUACUGACCAGAUGUUUGGUCAGCAGAGAUGGCGCUGGCAAAAAGAAAAUUAAACCUGUGCCAUUUAAGGAACGUGGUGAGCCCGUUGUCGUCUCUGUACCUUUAUCUCAGGUUAAGAGUUUAAGCAGUGCAAUUAUGAAUAUACCUAAAGACUAUUUACAAUUGGAAGCUCGAGAGAAUGCUCUGAAGAAGGUUUCUGAAUUACUCUCGAGACAUCCUGAUGGAAUACCCCUGGAUCCUGAAGUUGAUAUGAAGAUUCGGAUCAGCUCUUACAAAAAGACAGUUCGUCGGCUGGAGGCUCUUGAAAACCUAUUUGAAAAACACAAAAUUGCAAAAUCUCCUCUGAUAGCGCAGAAGCUGAAAGUUCUACACAUGAAGGAAGAGCUAACAGCCAAGAUCAAAUCACUUGAGAAAACUGUCCGAUCUUCAACAGCAUUGGCGUUUAAAGAUGAACUUAAGGCCAGAAAGCGUGUUUUGCGAAGGCUAGGAUACAUCACAAGCGACAAUGUUGUGGAGUUGAAGGGAAAGGUUGCAUGUGAAAUCAGUAGUGCAGAAGAAUUGACAUUAACGGAGCUAAUGUUCAGUGGUGUCUUCAAGGAAGCAAAGGUGGAGGAGCUGGUUUCUCUCCUCUCUUGCUUUGUGUGGCGAGAGAGGCUCCCUGACGCAGCUAAACCCAGAGAAGAACUCGACUUACUCUUCAUACAGUUACAAGAUACAGACAGGCGUGCUGCUGAAGUUCAGCUAACCCUCUUUUCCCCUACUCAUCCGAGAAGAUUUGGGUCCAUAACUGUCCUUUCUGACAAUGUGGCAGGUCGAUAUCGACGUAGAGAGUUUUGUGCAUUCGUUCAGACCGGAUAUAAUGGUGGCGGUGUAUGCGUGGGCAAAAGGCUCCAAGUUUUACGAGAUCAUGGAGAUUGCUCGUGUUUUCGAAGGGAGCUUGAUCAGAGCGAUAAGGAGAAUGGAGGAAGUUCUACAACAGCUCAUCGUAGCUGCAAAAUCCAUAGGUGAAACACAGCUU
Brassica napus (rape) is the source of this 2494-nucleotide messenger RNA. RefSeq names its product DExH-box ATP-dependent RNA helicase DExH9-like. Gene Ontology annotation, biological process: maturation of 5.8S rRNA; RNA catabolic process. The record is from RefSeq and is a predicted model, not a curated record. Lineage: Eukaryota; Viridiplantae; Streptophyta; Magnoliopsida; Brassicales; Brassicaceae. Gene Ontology annotation, molecular function: RNA helicase activity. Bases 190 to 2484 code for a protein of 764 amino acids. The transcript is spliced from 10 exons. Gene Ontology annotation, cellular component: nucleus.